AUGACUUUUUUGAAAAACAUAACAUAUAAUGAAAUUAUUGAAGGAAAAAAAAUCUUAGAUAUCUGCGAAAGAAAACUUGAAAAAUUUAGCUUUAUGGAUAAUAAAGAUUUUGAAAGUCCAGGAUUAAGAAAGUUUUUGUUGGUUUCUAAUCUAUCUAAUCUCGCCACGAAUAUCAUAAAUUCAGGAAAAGAAUAUAACUUUAGGGAUAAUAAUAUAAAACAAAAACGAGAUGAUAGAUAUAUUUUGAAGCCGAAUAUAUUCGAUGGUUUUAAUGGAUACAAGACGCGAGAUAAUACAAAAAAUAUCCAAAAUUUUGAAUACAAGACUACAGACGUAAUCAAUCCAGAUUAUGAUGAUGAUGAGGAAUUCUUAGAUGAUUUUUAUGAAGAAGAUGAAGAGUUGUCAGACGAUAAUACUGACGAUGAUGAUGAAUCUUCGCAAGAAAUUUAUGUUAUCACAAAUAGCAGCUAUGAUAACAAUAAUAAUGGUUAUCAUGAUACUUCAGAAUGUUACGAGAAUAAUGAAAAGGAAGAAGAUAGGAACGCAAAUUCUUAUUUGGAGGAUCUAAGAUUCGCCGGUCAUAAUUAUGAAAAGAUGUCAUCGGUUGUUGUGUCAGUUGCAUCAAAAAAUAUCCAUGAGAUAUCAGUUUCAAGCCACUUGGGCAAACAUAGUCUUAACUUUGAUGAAGAAAUUAUUACAAGCACAGUGGCUUAUAAGAAGGCUAAGCAUAUCUAA
This is a messenger RNA of Rhizophagus irregularis DAOM 181602=DAOM 197198, 735 nucleotides long. RefSeq lists its product as uncharacterized. NCBI's taxonomy places the organism in Eukaryota, Fungi, Glomeromycota, Glomeromycetes, Glomerales, Glomeraceae. The record is from RefSeq and is a predicted model, not a curated record.